GCUGCGGCCGCCGCUGCCGGCGAGCGCGAUGGCGGCGGAGGCCGGAGCUGAGGCGGGGUUCGGCCGCCCCGCGCCGCCGCCGGAGUCGGGCUGGGAGCGGCUCCGGGAGCUCUGGCGGCGAGACGAGCGGCAGCGGUACCCGGAGGAGACGAUCAAUAUCAUCAAGGCGUCCUUCGUGGCGGGGCUGGCGGGCUGGGUGUACGGCGGGCUGCCCGCCUUCCGCCACGGCCGCAAGGCCUUCAUCGAGAGGAGCCACGGCGAGCUCUUCCAGAACCGCGCCGACGCGGUGCAAGCCGCGCAUCGUGCUGGCCUCAGGAGCUUCAUCCGCUACGGCUGGCGCUGGAGCUGGCGAGUGGCCGCGUUUGUGACAAUAUUCAACUCGGUGAGCACCGGUCUAUCUGUGUACCGCAAUAAAACCACCAUCAGUAAUUUUGCUUCAGCAGGAGCCUUCACAGGAGCCCUUUUCAGAAUGCACUUGGGCCUGCAGGGACUGGCAGGAGGCUUCAUGUUUGGAGCAGCGUUUGGGAUCCCUGCAGGGGGCCUCUUAAUAGUAAUGCAGAAGUUUGCUGGCGAGACCUGGGAUGAGAGGAGAAACCGUGAGCGCAGGGAGCUGUAUGAACAGAAGUUGGCAGAGUGGCAAUCCAGGCUCAGCGUGACUGAAGUCUUAGGCCAAAUGGAAAGUAACACUCAGGGAGGACCAGAGAUGGAAAGAGCAAGAGGUCUCUAGGAACUACUGAGUCUUCUCCAGAUCUCUGUUGUAAGCAGCUACAAAGCAUUUUGAUUCUGCUCAUAGAAGUCUUCAGUCAAGGGGUUGUGGAGGUCUUCUAUGAAUGCAGUUGUACCUGGUGCAUUUGGGAAAAAGCAUUUUGCUGAAAACAUGGUUUACGGAUGUAUAUCACUGCACAACAGCAUGGAAGGGCCAAGAGGGUGGAAAUGUAGACUCUGCUGACAAGAAAACAUCAUGUAGGUUUGGCAGGGGAAGAGGGCGGCCCCAGAACCUCGUCUAGAACCCAUUUCACUGCUGAAAAUGUCCAGACCACCAGUGAGGUAGAAAUAUUCAAGGUAGAGAACCUGUGAAUAGUUUGGUUGCUAAAGGUACCCUGAUUCCAAAAGUUAAUGAUGCUCUGGUGCAAGCUGCUCUUCGGACAGCACCUGAGGCACUUGCUGUCAGAGCACAGCACAGGCAGCACUAGAGCAAGUGCUCCUCAUCCUCUUGUCAUCCCUGUCCCACAGCUUGGCUGGGCCUGGUUUCAGCAGCAGCAAAUGCUGUCCUGCUGAUGGUGAUUUCUUCAGGCUUUUUGCAGAAAAGCACCUGUGGUUCCUACAGUACCUGGGGUAUUUUGCAGUCAGUGUUGAGGAGGGGUGGAAGAGCUGGGAAUGAUAAGAGAAAUACCCUGAAAAAGGCCUGGUUUGGGUUCCUCAAUAGUAGUGUGGCUGAGGGGGCCACAGGAAGAAAGACUUGUUUCUGGUGGUGAUGGUGGAAUAGCUGGCACUGUGGAAAAUAUAACCAACAAUAAAAAAGCCUCUGAUUUCAUUUGAAGGUUGGGAAUUAGGGGAUUACCUUUGGGGGAAAUGUGGUUCAAGACACUUAAUAAAGCCAUCUAGCAGUGGUGA
Molecule: messenger RNA, 1614 nt
Organism: Strigops habroptila (Kakapo)
Lineage: Eukaryota; Metazoa; Chordata; Aves; Psittaciformes; Psittacidae
Gene: TIMMDC1
Product: translocase of inner mitochondrial membrane domain containing 1
Exons: 7
Coding region: 29-727 (232 amino acids)
Cellular component (GO): mitochondrion
Source: RefSeq, a predicted model, not a curated record